Molecule: messenger RNA, 6084 nt
Organism: Nycticebus coucang (slow loris)
Lineage: Eukaryota; Metazoa; Chordata; Mammalia; Primates; Lorisidae
Gene: PPP1R16B
Product: protein phosphatase 1 regulatory subunit 16B
Exons: 11
Coding region: 238-1944 (568 amino acids)
Biological process (GO): establishment of endothelial barrier; regulation of sprouting angiogenesis
Cellular component (GO): cytoplasm
Molecular function (GO): protein binding; protein phosphatase regulator activity; enzyme inhibitor activity
Source: RefSeq, a predicted model, not a curated record
GGGAGGAGCCGAGAGGCGGCGCGGAGGCUCCGGGCCGAGCAGAGCUGGCUCUGUAGCCGCGCGAGCAGCUGCGGCUCCCGGACCCACAGCCAGAGCCAGGGGCGGGAGCCGCCCGGGGCAGGGCUAGGGAGAGCCGGCACCACCAUGAGGCCCCAGCCCCACAGGAGCCCCCGCGUCUCCCUGGCCCGUGGCGCACCGUGCUAGCCCCCAGCCAGGGCGUGGGGAGGCGCGGUGGCCAUGGCCAGCCACGUGGACCUGCUGACGGAGCUGCAGCUGCUGGAGAAGGUGCCGACGCUGGAGCGGCUGCGUGCUGCCCAGAAGCGCCGGGCCCAGCAGCUGAAGAAGUGGGCACAGUACGAGCAGGACUUGCAACACCGCAAGCGCAAACACGAGCGGAAGCGCAGCACAGGUGGCCGCCGCAAGAAGGUGUCUUUUGAGGCCAGCGUGGCCCUCCUGGAGGCCUCGCUGAGGAACGAUGCCGAGGAAGUACGCUACUUCCUGAAGAACAAGGUCAGCCCUGAUUUGUGCAACGAGGAUGGACUCACAGCCCUGCACCAGUGUUGUAUCGACAACUUUGAGGAAAUUGUCAAGCUGCUCCUUUCCCAUGGUGCGAAUGUGAAUGCCAAGGACAACGAGCUGUGGACACCCCUGCAUGCGGCGGCCACCUGUGGCCACAUCAACCUGGUGAAGAUCCUCGUUCAGUAUGGGGCCGACUUGCUUGCUGUCAACUCCGAUGGGAACAUGCCAUAUGACCUCUGCGAGGAUGAGCCCACCCUGGAUGUCAUCGAGACCUGCAUGGCAUACCAAGGCAUCACCCAAGAGAAAAUCAAUGAGAUGCGGGCAGCCCCGGAGCAGCAGAUGAUCACAGACAUCCAUUGCAUGAUUGCAGCCGGCCAGGACCUUGACUGGAUAGAUGCCCAGGGUGCCACGCUGUUGCACAUAGCCGGAGCCAAUGGAUACCUGCGGGCAGCUGAGCUCCUGCUGGACCACGGAGUGCGUGUGGACAUGAAGGACUGGGAUGGCUGGGAGCCCCUGCAUGCAGCUGCCUUCUGGGGACAGAUGCAGAUGGCAGAGCUUUUGGUGUCUCAUGGGGCUAGUCUCAGUGCAAGGACAUCCAUGGAUGAGAUGCCAAUAGACCUGUGUGAGGAGGAGGAGUUCAAGGUUCUCCUGCUGGAGCUAAAACACAAGCAUGAUGUGAUCAUGAAGUCACAGCUGCGGCACAAAUCGUCGCUGAGCCGGAGGACAUCCAGCGCGGGCAGCCGUGGGAAGGUGGUGCGUCGAGCCAGCCUGUCGGACAGGACCAACCUGUACCGGAAGGAGUAUGAGGGUGAGGCCAUACUGUGGCAGCAGCGGAGUGCAGCCGAGGACCAGCGCACCUCGACCUACAACGGGGACAUCAGGGAGACCAGGACAGACCAAGAGAAUAAGGACCCAAACCCCAGGUUAGAGAAGCCUGUGCUGCUUUCUGAAUUUUCCACCAAGAUUUCACGAAGUGAACUGGACAUGCCUAUUGAGAAUGGCCUCCGGGCUCCAGUCAGUGCCUACCAGUAUGCAUUGUCCAACGGGGAUGUCUGGAAGGUGCAUGAGGUGCCUGACUACAGCAUGGCCUAUGGCAGCCCUGGCAUGGCUGACACUACCCCGCCCUGGAGUGGCUACAAGGAGCAGAGCCCCCAGACACUUCUGGAACUGAAGCGGCAGCGGGCUGCAGCUAAGUUGCUCAGCCACCCCUUCCUGAGCACUCACCUGGGCAGCAGCAUGGCCAGGACGGGCGAGAGUAGCAGUGAAGGCAAGGCCCCCUUGAUUGGAGGCAGAACUUCACCGUACAGCAGCAAUGGGACUUCCGUGUAUUACACCGUCACCAGCGGAGAUCCCCCGCUCUUGAAGUUCAAGGCCCCCAUGGAGGAGAUGGAGGAGAAGGUCCAUGGCUGCUGCCGGAUCUCCUAGUCUCCUUGUGGCAGAGGAGAGAGAUGCCUCGGAGAAGGCUCCCUGGAAUCUAGGCCGGCCCAACAGCCCUGGCUGGGGAGGUGUCAGAGGGUAGCUGCGAGAGGUGGGCUCUGCUUUCCAGAGGAACGUUGUGCCCACCCCUCAGCCAGCUGCCCGCAGUGUCUCCUUCCCAGGCUCCGUGUCCUGCUACAUCGUCUGCUGUCUGACACAAGGCCUGCCACGGCCUCCCGACGCACUCUGCUGUUCCAUUUUUGGAGGGUGGGCUUGGGAUCCCAAUUCUGUUCUUGGUAAAGGCUUCUCUGGCUUACUGCACGUCACCUAUCAACACAUACACACACACACGUGCUCAAUCAGCAUGUGAAGGAAUGACACCUGGGCUCAUGGGAAGCAGGUGGGGCUGAGAACUCGUGGGAUGUUCCCAAAGAGAUGGAGGUUAAGACGCAGAGUCUCAUCACCACUGCCAAUGUGGCUUUGGCAGGGGAGGGGGCCUGCUAGGCUAAGAUUCAUCAUUCUGUUCAGAGUAAUAGUGAGGUCUGGGCCAGCAGCCACACCUGGCAGGGGCAGGGAGCCCGGAACCCACAUGGGUUGGGUCGGAUAUGAGAUGGACACAGGCCUGCUCCCCACAGCUUGGUAGGGAGCUGCUCUCCUGCCUGUGCCAGGAGCCAGAUGUAUGUCACUCAGGGGCUGAGGGGGCAAAAUCAAGCUAGUCCACUCCUGAAAUAAACCAUGUCUUACUCUUGUUUGGAUAGAGGCAUCAAAGGCAGGAGGGCGGCAAGGUCAGUGUUUACAAAAGGGCACUUGAUAAAAAAAUUCUUUUAUGCUGUAAAACUCCAGGUGGGAGGUUACUGAAUUCUCUUUCAUGUAUGGCUAGUGUCAGGAUCGUGGGUUUUACUAGCUGAUGUUGGAGAAACAAAGCUAAAUGAGGAACUUUUAGUGGAAACCCUACUCCAGGGAGGGGAUGAGUUAAUUUCUAGAAACACCUGUGGUUAACAGUGACAGAGCUAGCCAGGCUGAUCUUUGUGAAUAUCCAGGCUGUUUCAGUGCGGCCCAUCUCAGACUGAGCCAUCACAGUGAGCAGCCCAGGGGUGAAUCAUGAGUGCAGAGGCAGCGCUCAGGACCACGAGCCCAGCUUUUCCUUUUCUGGAAUAUUUCGUGAGGUAGGUUUAGCCCUUUCAAGUCCUUGCCUGGCCUAGGGGUUCCCAGCCUGCUCCUGUCGGUGUGGUGAUGCCCCAGAACUGCAAAUCCAGGGUGCUGGUCUUCAGCACACUGCCCUGCAUUCAGGGAGGGCUGUGGUGGGUCUGGAGCCUAUGGGGUGUCACCCAGCUCUGCAGUUUCACAGCCCAAUCUUUGAGAUGCUGGGGAGGGAGGACCAAGAAGGGGCCAGGAAGGGCCGGCCACCCUCCCCCACACCACUGCAUUCUCCCACAGAGCCACCUGGAAUUGUUGCCAUGGGUUGGGCACCUUUUGGUGUGACUAACAAGCUGCGGGCCUGCUCCCUGCUCUGUGUGCCAUUUUUGUCCUUAAACUACCUCCUUAGAGAGUUAAUGGGGUCCCUCAGGUUGAGAUUCUAAUUUGGGGGGAUAGGAGUUCUCUUUAACUCACUUCUUUCUGAGUCUAUGAGAAAUUCUCCCUGAGGGGGCCCUGUUGGGCUGGGGAGCUCCCUUUGUGCCACAACCCUAGUAAUGGGGUCUGUUGUUUGCAGUCCCUCCCCCUACUGUGGCCCUUGUAACCCAAAGAGGGAGCUGGACCUCCAGGAGCCUGGCUGGUCCUCUCCCUGGAGCAGGGCAGCUGGGGCUGAGAGCACGGAGCUCCUGGGAGUGACUGUGCCCUAGGUGGCCGCUGAGUGUGGGGUCUCAGUAUCGGGCCACCUUUGCCCCAAUAUCAGGACAGAGGUAGUGUACAGUGAAUCAGCAGCUCAAUUGACGGGUGUACAUGAUCCAUCCCUGGGGUCUGGGGUGGGUUCUCCAGUGUCUCAGCCCAUGGCUGGAGCGGGCUGGGAUAAUCCAAAACACACAUUCCUUUGGCUGAAGGCAAGAUCAAUCCAUACCUGACCCUGAAAUCCCUCAUGACCAGACUUUAGCUACAAGGAAGGGAGUGCAGAGAGAAAUCACACGCUCCUCAGGAGAGGGCUGUGCAUGUUUUCCUGUAUUUUUGUUCAGAGGCCAAACACUGAAGGCAUCCUAAGCCGUAGGAGCCAUUUCCUCUCCCCCUUGCCUCCUGCUCCUGGGCCAUUUCUCCCCACCCAGAAGGCCAGGUAGCCCAGCUGUUUCCUUGGCAGGAGCCGACAUUCGCUCAUGUUUCUAGUCAGGGAUAAGCCAUUCCCUGACAGGGCUUUGAGUCCUGGGGCAGUUUUCCCUGUGGGUCUCCUGGAUUUUGAGGGGCAAGUUGGGGACCAACCUCUAAUGAAUGAGCCGAUGUCAUUCAUUUAUUCACUGAUAUAAUUCACCGAGUACAUGGCGACAUGCCUGGCUCUGUGUUAGAUUCUGCUGGUGAAGGAGGAGCAAGGCAGAAUGAGAAUUUUUCUUUAUGGUUUUCAACCCUGGCAGGGGGACUGUGGCCAUGAGCAGCCCCCUCUGGUCACCUGAGGCAGAGGGCCUGCAGCCCAGCCUAGUAGCCCUUUUGUGCUUCAGUGCCUAGAUCCUUGGAGUCUGAAUCCCCUUUGUAGGGAACAGCUGUCACGGCCCUCUCUGGACAACAUUUGCCAGUCAGGGCAGAUGCUAGAUCUUGAGCUCCAGGCAGACACCAACCCAGGUCCAUCUGGAAUGUUCAGAGAUAGCUGCCUUGAGCCAGCAUCUUUGGGGGACUACAUAAUAGCAGUUUGAGGUCAGUGUCUAGAAGAAUGAAUGGGUCUGUGAUUUGCGGCCAAAUGCAUCUUAUAGUCAUUGUUUCUUGCUCACUUUUUUUCAUUGAUUACAUAGAACCUCUGCUCCCACCUCACUCCAGUAAUGGAUAAUCGGAGGAGAAAGAGCUUCUCCUUUCAACAUCGAAGCCUUUCCUGGCAGAUCUGCUUUUCUCUGUGGCAGGGGUGGAUCAAGGAGUUGGGAGCCUGGCUCUUGCAGGUCUUAUGGUGGCUCCUUUAGACAAAAGGAGACCACUUCCAAAGCAGGUGUGCACAGCUUACCAUGAACUCUGGCCCUUGCUCAUACCUUAUGCCCCAAACAAUUGAAAAUUGGGACUGUCACCAGAUUGUGAAUUUCUCUCUAGAAGCUCAGGAAUAAAUUGUAGGCCCAGGGCCACUGAAGACUAGGAUAUAAUUCUUCAUCAAAUAUGCAGCAUAAAUAAAACAGCACUGCACUGUUUGAUCAGUUUCAAGAGGCUUGGGAAGAGUUAAUGAGGGUGUGUCCCCGUUCCUGCCCCACCAGAACCAGAGUGUGCUGGCUUUGUAAUAACAUGAGACCAUUUUGGUUAUUGGUGUCAGAUACCUUUCAAUCCUGAGCUCUCUCUCUCCCACCUGCUCUCUCCCUUAGAGCAGGAUAUUGGGGUACUUUCCAGAAGGGUGCUCCUUACAAGAUGCCCAGAAGGACUAUAAUUAACUCUUGCUAUCAUAGCCUGGGGAUAGGCUUCCCUCCCCCAGGGCACAGAAGAGCAAAGGGUCACAGGGUCAGUGGAUGACUCUGCAGAAAUGACCCCCUUUGCUAGAAGCUAUAGCCCUCUCCUCGACAGGAAGCUCUUGUGGGCAAGAGGGCCUGCUUCCCCAUGGGCAUUGCAAGUGCCACCGUGCGGAGCCUGGCUCUGCACACCAAGGAAAAGUCUGCAGACCCCCAGCCUUCCGCAAUAAUUCACCAGACCAGAAGCCACUGAUGUACAGAGAACAUUUAAGAAAAAAUGUAUUUUAUGUGAAAAAAAAGUUAAAACUCUGUAUACUGUAUCAGCAGCUUUGUGUAAAAAUGGCAAUCGAGAGAGUCUAAUAUAUUUAAAACUUUUUUAAAAAAAUUAUUGCAGAUCUUUGAUAUUGUAUUGAAGUAACUUCCAGGUACCUCCUCUCCACGUGGCAGUGGUGGGCCCUGUCGCCAUGACUAUGGCCCAGCCACAUCCUGGAGGGAGCACAUGUCCCUGAAGUUGCUCCCAGCUGCCAAGGCCUGUGAUGGAAUUCGCUGUUAAGAGUUUUUAAUUAAGAUUAUUAAAUUCCUUUUAAUAACA